This is a messenger RNA of Astrephomene gubernaculifera, 2847 nucleotides long. NCBI's taxonomy places the organism in Eukaryota, Viridiplantae, Chlorophyta, Chlorophyceae, Chlamydomonadales, Astrephomenaceae. The record is from the annotation of a GenBank genome assembly.
CUAAUAAGUACGCUUGCAGUAAAGGACCUCCUCUUAGAAGUCUUGACCGCGUUGCAAGUCACUCACAAACUAGUAUAUGAUUCCAAUUUCCGAUUAUUAACCUGUGAAGGAAUAAUAAUUCUACCUAUGGGUUAGCUUAAUUGCUCUUGGGCAGGCGAGGAGCCAGCAGGCGAGGAGGCACCUAAAGCGAAGCUUUUGGAAACAUGGCUCGAGAAAGCAAGGCGCCUGUGAAGCUCAGCAGCGUGGUGGAUGCGUCACGGUACGUGAGCGCCUCCACCGCCGCCACCCUCACGGUGGCGGUGCGCGUGCGGCCGCUGGUGCGCGCGGAGAUAGCUCGGGGCGGGCGGCGGGACAUCAUCCGCGUCAUCGACUCGCGGGUGGUGCUGGUUCUGGACCCGGAUGACAGCAAGGACUACCUGGACCAGGUUCAGAACCGCACCAAGGAGAAGCGCUACACCUUCGACAUAGCAUUCGGAACCAGCUGCUCCAAUCGUGACGUGUACAACGGCACUGUACGGAACCUCAUCGGGGAUGUACUGCAGGGCAUCAACACCACCGUGUUUGCCUACGGUGCCACGGGCAGUGGUAAAACCCACACCAUGGUCGGCACACAGCAGGACCCGGGCCUGAUGGUGCUGUGCCUGGAGAAGAUCUUCGCCGACCGGGAUGCGGCGCACCGGGACGAGGACUUCUCCGUCACCUGCUCCUACCUGGAGGUCUACAACGAGAUCAUUUACGACCUGCUGGUGCGCUCCUCCUCCCCGCUGGAGCUGCGCGAGGACCCGGAGCUGGGGGUGGUGGUGGCGGGGCUGAAGCACAUCACCGUCACCUCGGCGGCGGAGAUCAUGUCGCUGCUGGAGGAGGGCAACCGGCGCCGCAAGACGGAGGCCACCGACGCCAACGCGCAGUCCUCCCGCUCACAUGCGGUGCUGGAGAUCACGGUUCGGCGCACACCCAAGAACCACUACAAGGUGACCCAGCUCCGCGGCAAGCUGAGCCUGGUGGACCUGGCGGGCAGCGAGCGAGCCGCGGAGACCAACAACGCGGGGCAGAAGCUGCGAGACGGCGCCAACAUCAACCGCUCGCUGCUGGCCCUAGCCAACUGCAUCAACGCACUGGGCAAGUCCAACAGCGGCAAGGCGGCCUCGUACGUGCCGUACAGGAACAGCAAGCUGACGCGACUGCUCAAGGACGGUCUGUCCGGCAACUCCCGCACCGCCAUGGUCGCCACCGUGUCGGGUUCCUCCGACCAGUACCACCACUCCAUCAACACGCUCAAGUACGCGGACCGCGCCAAGGAGAUCAAGACGCAUGUGGUGCAGAACGUGGGCACGGUGGAGAGCCACGUGGCGGACUACCAGCGCAUUAUAGACAACCUGCAGAGCGAGGUGCAGGACCUGAGGGCCCAGUUGAUCGAGCGGGAGGCUGCCGUACCCCCCGGGGUGGCCAAGCCGCGCACCAGCGAGGAGGACCUGCUGGUGCUGAUUGGCAAGCUGGUUGAGGAGAUGAAUGACAACAUCGAGGAGCGCAUCAACCUGCAGAAGGCGCUGUUCGAGAUUGAGGACGCCAACCUCUACAACAAACACGAGCUCAGCCAGCUGGAGGAGUUCCUGGAUGGGGGCAAGGGCAGCGCCAAGGACCUGGCUGAGGCUCGCGAGCGGCGCAGCGAGGUGCUGGAGGCCACCCGCGAGAACGAUCGGGAGCGCGAGCGGUACCGCUCGGAGAUCAGCGCAAACGAGGUGGCGCGCAAGGACAUUCAGGCGCGGGUGCAGGCCAUCGUGGACUCCAACCAGUCCGCCGCCUUCCUCAACCUGCUGUCCACAUUCCGGUUGCAGUCGCUGCACCUGCAGGAGCUCAAGUUCCAGAUGGCGGUGCGGGACCAGAUCAUCAGCGAGCAGAGACAGGUCAUAGGCAACCUGUGGAGGAUCAUCGAAAAGUCGGGACUGCCGCGGGAAAAGGUUAUGGCGGUCGCCAAGGCGGAGGGCAUCCUGAUGGACGGGCUGCAGGGCGGCGACGGCGGCCCCCCCACCGUGGGCCCCGUGCCACUCAGCGAGGCGCUCAAGGCGGUCAAGGAGGAGAUCAUCGCCAUACCCGAGCUGCGGGUCACACCCGAGUUCAACACGCCGGCGCUGGGCAGGAGGGCCAGCGAGCGACACCUGAGGUACCGAGCCUGGCCCUCCACCUCUCCGGGCCCGGGGGGCGCCUCGGCGGACGGCCGCUCCGCCGCCUCAGCCGACGCCUCGCCCUGCGGCUCGGACGACGACGGCGGCGGCGGCGGCGGCGGCGCCUCCGACGACGCGACCGACGACGACAGCCAGUCCAUUCGCUCCGACAAGUCGCCACUGAGGGGGCGGGGAGCGGGUCGGCGGCACCGGCACCACCACCCCCACGGCAGCAGCAGCCACAACAACAACACCACCCGGAACCGGGCUCGCAGCGAGGGGCAGCAGCAACAGCAGCAGCAGCUAGCGAUGAAUGGCGGUCGCGGUGCCGGUGACGACCCGUACCAUGCCCUUCGCCGGAACCCCUCCCAAGUCGUGAUGGGAGGGGGGGGAGGAGGAGCAGCAGCAGGGGGGCCCUACCAGCAGCAACAGCAGCAACCCUCCCAGCAGCAGCAGCAGCUGCAGCAGCAGCAGCAGCAGCAGCUGCAGCAGCAGCACUCCUCCCCCGCACAGCUGCUACAGCACCACCACAGUCAUCCCGCCUCCCAACAACUCCAACAACUGCAUUCCAACGGCCACCCAGUCGUACUGCAACCGCAGCUUCCGCAACCGCAGUUACAAACGCAGCAGCAGCAGCAACAGCUCAGCGGUGAGCCGCACCGGUUCGAGGGCGGGCGCCCGCUGC